Molecule: messenger RNA, 2261 nt
Organism: Cajanus cajan (pigeon pea)
Lineage: Eukaryota; Viridiplantae; Streptophyta; Magnoliopsida; Fabales; Fabaceae
Product: Cytochrome P450 superfamily protein
Biological process (GO): brassinosteroid biosynthetic process; brassinosteroid homeostasis; multicellular organism development
Molecular function (GO): monooxygenase activity; heme binding; oxidoreductase activity, acting on paired donors, with incorporation or reduction of molecular oxygen
Source: RefSeq, a predicted model, not a curated record
AACCCCUACUACUUGAUGAUCAUUCACCUUGUUUUGUGCUCACGAAUUUGAACCAGAUGAGUUCAUGACACUAUUAAAUGCACACCAAAAGCACUCAUUUGGAACAGUUUAAGACACCCUUUUCCUUAUAUAUUCCAAUCAUAAAGUCAUCACAGCACACCUUCUUCCCUCUCCUUCUCUCUGAUUCUCUUCAACUCUAGUUAAACUCCUAUGUUCGAAGGAACACACAGCAAGUUCUUAAAUGCUGUGUAUAUUACUCUAUCAGCAGAGUUUUAAGUUAGAGGUGUGAUUUGCUUUUCUCUCCAUUUUAUUCCUCACAGAAAAUGAGAGAACAUAUUCCAGAAUCAUGGCUAGUUAUGAUCACUGUGAUAUUGGCCACCGCAAUAUUUGCAAAACUAAUUCAAUUCAAGCUAAGGAAGGAAGAUAAAAGCAAAUGCAGAUUACCACCAGGAAGGAGAGGCUGGCCUUUGAUUGGUGACAGCAUCAAUUGGUACAAUGCUGUUGCAAGUUCUCAUCCUCCUCAGUUUGUUGAAGAAAUGGUGAAGAGGUAUGGUAAGAUAUUUUCAUGCAGCCUAUUUGGAAAAUGGGCAGUGGUGUCAGCAGAUCCAAGCUUCAACCGCUUUGUAAUGCAAAAUGAAGGCAGAUUAUUCAUCUCAAGCUACCCAAAAUCUUUCAGAGAUUUGGUUGGUAAAAAUGGUGUGAUCACAGUGCAAGGAGAGCAACAAAGAAAACUACAUGGAAUUGCCUCCAAUAUGAUGCGCCUAGAGAAGCUCAAGUUCCAUUUCUUGAAUGAUAUACAAAGUGUCAUGAUCCAAACUUUGAGCAAUUUUAACAACAACCAAGUCAUUUUUCUCCAGGAUGUUUGUAGAAAAGUGGCUAUACAUUUAAUGGUUAAUCAACUAUUGGGGGUUUCAAGUGAGUCUCAAGUCAAUGAAAUGGCGCAGUUGUUUUCUGACUUUGUUGAUGGUUGUUUAUCCAUUCCCAUCAACAUUCCAGGCUAUGCAUACCACACUGCAAUGAAGGCAAGGGAGAAAAUCAUAAGCAAGAUAAACAAGAUCAUAGAGGCACAUAGAAAAAAUGGUGCUCCCAUGGAAGGUAAUGGAGUACUUGGAAGAUUACUAGAGGAAGAAAGCUUGCCUGAUGAUGCUGUUGCAGAUUUCAUUAUCAAUCUUCUCUUUGCUGGAAAUGAAACAACCACCAAAACAAUGCUUUUUGCAGUCUAUUUCCUUACUCAAUGUCCAAGAGCCAUGAACCAAUUGCUGGAAGAACAUGAUUCUCUGAGAAGUAAUUCUGGAGAUGAAUUGCUUACAUGGCAGGAUUAUAAAGCAAUGACAUUCACUCAAUGUGUUAUUGAUGAAACACUGAGACUUGGGGGUAUUGCAAUUUGGUUAAUGAGAGAAGCAAAAGAAGACGUUCAAUAUCAAGAUUUUGUUAUUCCGAAAGGGUGCUUUGUGGUUCCAUUUCUCUCAGCAGUCCAUUUAGAUGAGAAUGUAUACAGUGAACCUCUAAACUUCAAUCCUUGGAGAUGGAUGGAGCCAGAAAAUGAGGAAAAGAGAAACUGGAGAAGUAGUCCAUUCUAUGCACCCUUUGGAGGAGGUGCUAGAUUUUGUCCAGGAGCAGAACUGGCUCGCCUUCAAAUUGCUCUUUUUCUUCAUUGCUUUCUGACUAACUAUAGAUGGACUCAGAUGAAGGAAGAUAGCAUGUCAUUCUUUCCCUCUGCUAGAUUGGUCAAUGGUUUUGAAAUUCGCCUAACCAGAAGACAUGAUGAUAUUAUUAAUGAAACAAGUUAAGCCAUGAAAUGUUCUAUCAUCUCAAAAUGCACCAACUUCUUCACUAUUUUUCAGUAUUUGUUUUCUCUGCCUCAUGUUUUUGCUGAGUACACUCACUCAGUUUUCACCACAACCAUGUGUUUCAGAGUUUAAAUUCUGUUUUCACACUUGUAUAUUGUAAUAUGUAAAUUAUUCAUGAAAGCUUGUAUAGCAUGCAUCAAUUGAGUCUAGGGUUUCCAUACUCCAAUGUUCAUUACUUACUAUGAAGAAAAAAAUAAGUGAAAAAUAAAGUAACAAGAAAUUGGUUAAUGAAAAUGAAUAAAAAAAGUGAAAUUUGGAAUAUUUUGUUUAAGGGAAACAGAAAAUAAAUAAUAAAUAUCUAUGUUUGAUAGGAUGAAAAGGAACAUGUAAAAAAAAAAGUUAGUGUAUAUAAAAAUAUAUAUAAAAAAGGUAAGAAAUAAAAUAAAAAUAAAAUUAUUUGAUUAAAGAAAA